Messenger RNA from Umbelopsis ramanniana AG, 1030 nucleotides. RefSeq lists its product as uncharacterized. The transcript has 2 exons. Lineage: Eukaryota; Fungi; Mucoromycota; Umbelopsidomycetes; Umbelopsidales; Umbelopsidaceae. Bases 309 to 923 code for a protein of 204 amino acids. The record is from RefSeq and is a predicted model, not a curated record.
GAAAUUGCAACGUAACCUGGGCCUCACAAAAUAAUAUUAGGAUGUCCUUUGCAGCCUCUUCUUCUUUUCUCUCCACUCCACCCCUUACACUCCUUUGAUAGUUGAUAUCACUUUCACCAACGGAUGAAGCUCACGUUGCUGCCAUGGCUGCUCUUGGCCAUUGGGUCUGCCUCAGCGACGUAUCCUGGUAUGAAUACUUUCAGAACACCUUCUUUCCCUCCCCCCUGGCUCGCGUGCUUAAAAAAGGGGAGACGUGCAAAGAGAAAAUAUACUAACUAAACAUUGGUUGAAAAUUUUUAUAGGGCAUCAUGAAUCAUCCACCUCCACCCACAAGUCGGUCGCAACACACACACAAAAUAUUCGAAGCUUACCGACUCUGUACGACCGCCACUGUAAAACUGAUGAUGAUUGCCCCGACGUUCACUGUUGCAAUUUAUGGGUUAAACGAUGUGUUCUUGACCCCCUCGGUACUAUCUGCGAUAUUAAACCUACUACGACUCCCAAGAAGAAAACUACGACUUCCAAAAAGUCCACCACCAAACAUAAGACUACCACCCGACCUUCAACCACCACUACCAAAAAGACCUCAAAUGCUCACGCUACCAACAAGGCACAACCUGUUGGCGUGUUGUCUGAAACCAACCCUUCAUCCACUCCUGACCCCACUACUUCGGCUGGCGACGAAGGUACAACACCUGGAGAUCAACCCGUUGUCAACGACCCUAAUGCUUCACCAUCCACUGAAGCAACUACUCUUACCCCUUCAUCCGGUACACCCACCGCCUCCGGCGCUUCGUCAUCUUCCACCAAUGGCAGCAACAAUGGAGGCAACAAUGGCAGCCAAAACAACUUGGCCAAUUCUGAUGUCGUCGCAGGCGACAUUACCAAUAAAAAACUUGGUAUUGGAAUUGGUGUCGGUGUAGGUUGCGUUGCCGCCAUCGGUUUGGUCGGUAUGGCAGCUUUCCGCCGUCACGAAAAACGUGUGAAGAAUGCCAACAUGGAUAAUGCCUCUGGCGACCCCGUCAGCACU